Coccomyxa subellipsoidea C-169 is the source of this 1188-nucleotide messenger RNA. RefSeq names its product 16S rRNA processing protein RimM. The record is from RefSeq and is a predicted model, not a curated record. Gene Ontology annotation, cellular component: ribosome. Gene Ontology annotation, molecular function: ribosome binding. Gene Ontology annotation, biological process: rRNA processing. Bases 95 to 1012 code for a protein of 305 amino acids. The transcript has 6 exons. NCBI's taxonomy places the organism in Eukaryota, Viridiplantae, Chlorophyta, Trebouxiophyceae, Coccomyxaceae.
GUCAAUAUUACAAACUAAAAGUUCUUUUGUCUUGCAACUGGCCAUCUGAGUUGCGAAGAGGCAAUCUGUGCCCGGGAUUAAAAGGCUGGCAGCCAUGCUACUGAGGAAGACUGUCACAAAUUGCCUUCUGAACGCUCAUCCGUUCAUACUAACAAACUUUGUAUCAUUGAAUUCUUUCCAGAGAAGCCAGACAUUACCAGGGGGAUUCAGCUUCCGCAGAGUUCGAUUAAGCAGCACAAUCUGCGCCCUAGCUUCUCUUGAGGAACAAACAGCGCACACAUCUGAAGAAGACAGAGCCAGUCUGCAAAGUCCAGCCCCUCUGAGCUCAGAGACCAGCAGCGGCCUGCUAGAACUAGGAACUUUCGGUUCACCACAUGGGGUGAAGGGUGACAUUAAGUUCUAUGCGCUGACAGACUCGCCACUGGAAAGACUGAACACUCCUGGGUCCAAGUUUGUGCAGCCACAAAGAGCCAGCGUGCUACAGCGCAACUCACAAGCCAGACCGGUGGAGGUUGAACGGUGUCGGCCCAUUCUCAACAAGGGCAAGGAGGUGUGGCUGGUGAAACUGAAGGGAAUUGACACACCUGAGGCAGCAGAGGCGUUCAAGGCGCAAUGCCUUCUGAUGCCUGCACAAGACAGGCCUGCCCUGGAGGAUGAGGAGGAAUUUUAUGUGCAGGAGCUUGUAGGCAUGCAGGUCAUCAUGCAGGAGACAGGCCAAGCUGUGGGGACUGUGGUUGAUCUGUAUGAUGGGACAGGAACAUAUGACACGUUGAGGGUGCAGCUAACAACUGAUUCUGGCAGCGGAGAGGGCGCCUCUACGAGCAGUAGAACUGUGCUGCUGCCAUUUGUAGCCGAGAUGGUGCCGAUUGUGGACAGGCAGGCCCGCAGGAUGGAGAUUGCCCCACCAGCUGGGCUGCUUGACAUUGUGACGACUCAGGAGACAAAAAAGAAGAAUGUCAGGCGACGACCUGCUCCAAGAAAAACAAAGAGUGCUGGUGCUGUGUCAGAGUAGGGGCCUAGAAGGAGAUUGAGAGGGGAUCCCGGAGAGUGUGAGUGCAGCUAGCUUUUUCAGCAAAAUUUUCCAGUGGUACAGCUUCUAUAUGAUAUUUUUGCAGUCUCGUCUGGGAACUGAUAUGAUGAUGAUGAUGAUGAUGAUGGACUAUGUAAUAAUACGGAACCCAGGCUUGC